Aspergillus versicolor CBS 583.65 is the source of this 970-nucleotide messenger RNA. RefSeq lists its product as uncharacterized. The transcript is spliced from 5 exons. Gene Ontology annotation, molecular function: GTPase activity; GTP binding. The record is from RefSeq and is a predicted model, not a curated record. Gene Ontology annotation, cellular component: cytoplasm; nucleus. The coding region runs from base 147 to 713 and encodes 188 amino acids. NCBI's taxonomy places the organism in Eukaryota, Fungi, Ascomycota, Eurotiomycetes, Eurotiales, Aspergillaceae. Gene Ontology annotation, biological process: protein import into nucleus; ribosomal subunit export from nucleus.
CGUUUCCAUAUCCACAACUUGAUCGAGGUAGGCCAGCCUGGUCCUCGUAUUCCGGUCGCUAAGCGCAGUUUCUUUCUGCCGUCGCUUCAGACCGGAGAACUCUCUCAACUUCCCAUUUCAACCCACGUCUUCCUCUAACGAUCACCAUGUCUAUACCAUUGCGGCGGCUGAAAAUUGUCCUGUUGGGAGAUGCAGGGGUUGGCAAGACAUCGUAUAUGCAAAGAUACUCCCACCGUGAAUUCCUUGGGGUAUACGAGCCUUCAUACAACGCAGAAAUCCAGAGCAUAGGUGUCCAAUUCACUGAGGGCCUGGUGGUCUUCGACGUGUGGGAUAUCCCUCCUGAUGUCCCCUGUGACCAACUCAUACAAGACUGCGACGGUGCCAUUCUCAUGUUCGACACCAUAGUCCCCAGCACGUAUGAGAGUAUCCCAAAACAUUACUCCACCCUGUUACACAUCUUCGGCUGUCAAGACAGAGUCCCAAUCCCUGUCGUGCUCUGCGGAAACAACUGUGGAUCGCCUCGUCGAGCUGUCCAUCCGCCGAUGAUUAGAUUCCAUCGUGAGAAGGGUCUACAGUACUACGAUUUCUCAGUAAAGGAGUUGUUCAAUUUCCACAAACCUCUCAAGUAUCUCGCGUGGAGGGUUUUUGGUCGUGAGAUGGAGUAUGCGUUUGAGCCUGAUGUUGGGGGGAAACCUGGGCGUGAGCGUCCUUAGGUGCUGGAGCUGGGGAUUCGGAUGGUGUGGGAAAAAGGAUCUACAUGUGGUCGAAGGCUGGGGAUUCACAGGUACCGCUGCAGAUACUGGUCAGGGUAAGCUUCUCGGGGUUGAAGUGUUGCAGCGACCGAAGGAGAGCUAAGGGGCGAAGGCGCAAAGGGUUGUAACCGAUGACACAAGUUCUAUCAUAGUUUGGCCAGGUGCUCGCCGCUGUAGUAUUGGUUGGCAGCGGAGAAUAGAUAGUUGGCGCGGAUUAG